AUUUCAAGAAAAAAGAAUAAAAUAUGACAAACUGACAGUGCAUCUGUCAUUUGGACUCCAUAAAUUCGGCAAUAUUUAUUAAGAUGCUGCGCCAGCCGCUUACAAGGGCGCUUGCGUUGAGCUCUCCCACCCGGGUAGCCCCGUUGGCAGCGCGACAGUAUGCUACCCAAGUACAGGCCCAACCAGAAAAGGUAGAAGUCUUUAUAGACGACAAACCAGUUUAUGUUCCACCUGGCACUACUGUUUUGCAGGCUGCAGCUAUGGUUGGAGUGGAAAUACCUCGGUUCUGUUAUCAUGAGAGAUUGGCGGUAGCAGGAAACUGUCGUAUGUGUUUAGUAGAGGUAGAGAAGUCGCCAAAACCAGUAGCUGCUUGUGCCAUGCCUGUCAUGAAGGGCAUGAGGGUAAAAACUACUUCUGAUCUUACCAAGAAGGCUAGAGAGGGUGUAAUGGAGUUCUUACUGGUAAAUCAUCCUUUAGAUUGCCCAAUAUGUGAUCAAGGUGGUGAAUGUGAUCUGCAAGAUCAAUCUAUGGCAUUUGGGUCGGAUAAGAGCCGAUUUACAGACAUCCAUUUCUCUGGAAAGAGGGCAGUGGAAGAUAAGGAUGUGGGUCCACUGAUCAAGACGAUAAUGACUCGUUGCAUUCACUGCACUCGCUGCAUUCGUUUUGCAUCUGAAGUGGCUGGUGUUGAUGAUUUUGGCACCACAGGGAGAGGAACUGAUAUGCAGGUGGGAACAUAUGUGGAAAAAAUGUUCCUCUCGGAGUUGUCCGGAAACAUCAUAGACUUGUGUCCCGUUGGUGCGUUGACGUCGAAACCUUACAGCUUCGCCGCUCGCCCUUGGGAGACAAGACGAAUUGACUCUGUAGAUGUGCUGGAUCCACUGGGUAGCAACAUUGUAGUCGCGACACGAACUAACGAAGUUUUACGUAUUUUGCCCAGGACUAACGAGGAGAUCAACGAGGAGUGGCUGUCGGACAAGUCGCGGUUCGCGUGCGACGGGCUCAAGCGGCAGCGGCUCGUGACGCCGAUGGUCGCCGACAGCCGCGGGAACCUCACGCCCGUCGAGUGGGAGGACGCCAUCGUCGCGGCCGCGCAGGCCAUCCGGGACUGCCCCCCGCAUAAGCUGGUGGGCGUGGCCGGCGAGCUCGCAGACGCCGAGUCGCUGGUGGCCCUCAAGGACCUGCUGAACCGGCUCGGCAGCGAGCACGUGUGCACUGAGAAGGCCUUCCCACUGGAGGGCGCCGGCACCGACCUGCGCUCUUCGUACCUUCUCAAUACUAAGAUUGCCAACGUAGAAGACGCAGACUUCGUGCUGCUAAUCGGUACAAACGUGCGCUUCGAAGCGCCGCUGCUGAACGCGCGCAUCCGCAAGGCGUUCGUGCACAAGGAGACCGACGUCGCGCUAGUGGGGCCCAAAGUCGAUCUCACUUAUGAGUACAUGCACAUCGGUGACUCUGCGUCCAUAGUCAAGGACCUAGCGGCUGGUUCGUCGAACCACGAGGUCCAGCGUCGUCUGGAAGCCGCCAAGCGGCCAGUGGUCAUACUCGGUGCUGACCAGCUCGCCGGGCCCGAGGGGGCCGCGCUGCUCGCGCACACGCAGGAGCUGGCGCUGCGCCUGCAGGACAAGCUCGACGAUAAGGACUGGAAGGUUCUGAACGUGCUCCAACGCACCGCGUCGCAAGUGGCGGCUCUGGACAUCGGCUACAAGCCCGGCGUCGGCUCGCUGCUCAAGGACGCACGUGUGGUCUUCCUGCUCGGAGCUGAUGCUGGCGUGGUCUCCAGGGACGUUUUGCCUAAGGACUGCGUGGUCAUCUAUCAGGGGCACCACGGCGACGCGGGCGCGGCGGGCGCGGACGUGGUGCUGCCGGGCGCCGCCUACACGGAGAAGCGCGGCACGUACGCCAACGCGGAGGGGCGCGCGCAGCAGACGCUGCCCGCCGUCACGCCGCCGGGGAAGGCGCGCGACGACUGGAAGAUCUUGCGUGCUUUGUCGGAAGUGUUAGGUUCACGGCUUCCAUACGAUAACCUGGAUGAGGUCCGCGACAGGCUAGCUCAGAUCAGCCCCGCGCUAGUUGCCUAUGGAGACGUGCAGGAAAACAACUACUUCGCUCAAGCACGUGCGCUUGCGCAGGAUCUCAAGAAACCAGUGUCAGGCAAGUUGGACGUGCAACUGAAGCAACUGGAGGACUUCUUCAUGACGGACGCCAUCAGCCGCGCCUCGCCCACCAUGGCCAAGUGCGUGCAAGCCGUGAUCAAGCAGAAGAGCUCGCCGUAUUAAGACAAAUAACACUGAAAUACCUUUGAUGUAUUACAACCUCAUUUCUCUGGCGCCUUUGUCGACUUGGAGCGGUGGGACAGAGAUAGCUUUGUCUCGGAAAUGAGGUUUUACUAGUGAAACUUAAUCGCAUUUUCGCCGUGUAUUAUGGGAUAUUUUGAAGUGUUUUAAUAGUCGCUCGUGUUAUUCGAAAAAUAGAUUUCACUUAAAUGAAGUACAUAAAUAAUAUCAACCUCUUUACUCACAUUAUUCUAUAUCUACACUAGUUUUAAUAUAUUAAAGGUAUCGUGUUACAACAUCGCUAACGAGUUGUAGAGAAAUUAUAUGGUGUUAAUCUUCAUAUUUAAUCGUUGUGUAGAUUAAUUUCGCGUUUCUGCAAUCAUUUUUUUAUAAAGAAAUACUACAGAGAAGCUUAGACGUCGAAUGGGCAUUCCUUUCUUGAUAACAUUCGACUACAUGCAAUUUUGAACUUUAUCAAUUCACGUUAUGUUUUAAAAUCAAAUGUCGCUGAUCUAGAGUAAUAAAAAUGUACAUUUUUUUUAACUAGCCUUAGCUAUAUUGGUUUUAAACCAUAACAUUUUAUAUCAUUAUUUAUUUCGUAAUAAAAUUUAAGAGUACAGUGCAAAUUGUCUAAUCGUUAUGCAAAUCUUAGAAAUCGGAAUGUAAGGACAGCAACAGGAAUAUGUAUGUAAGAGCGGUUUUGUAAAUAUGCGUUUAGUAAAUAAAUGUAGUAUAACGAG
Messenger RNA from Zerene cesonia (dogface butterfly), 3013 nucleotides. RefSeq names its product NADH-ubiquinone oxidoreductase 75 kDa subunit, mitochondrial (gene ND-75). Lineage: Eukaryota; Metazoa; Arthropoda; Insecta; Lepidoptera; Pieridae. The transcript has 14 exons. Gene Ontology annotation, biological process: ATP synthesis coupled electron transport. The record is from RefSeq and is a predicted model, not a curated record. The coding region runs from base 84 to 2276 and encodes 730 amino acids. Gene Ontology annotation, molecular function: iron-sulfur cluster binding; NADH dehydrogenase (ubiquinone) activity. Gene Ontology annotation, cellular component: membrane.